CUUGAGGAUGAGAGGAGGGCCACCAUUGGUCGGAACGUCGAGGUCGGAAUGCGACGGCGUCCAAUGGGCGUCGUAUCGGCCGGAACUCGACGUUUACGGCCCGAUUUCGAGCGGGCGAAUUCCUGCGAUAAAGAAGCGCGUGCGGAGGGAAUCGCGAUUGGCCGCAGUCGUUACUCGGUUAGAGUUUUUCGCCUCGGACCAGAAUCGUUCGUCGUCGUCCGACAUGAAGAGGCGCCGCAGACGGCGCGCCUGACCUCGCGGUUUUCGGUGUUGGAGGAACCCGGAUCUCCUUCUGCCGGGACCCUCGUCAUGAAGGUGACAGUGAAUUUCGGCAGCGUGCGAGUCAUCGUGCCGUGCGGAAGAGGAGACAUCUUGGUCAGAGAGUUGACCGAGUUGGCCGUCACCAGGUACAAGAAGGCCACCGGAAAGCCUUCUUGCGCUUGGGUGGCGGUGCGCAACCUGAAGAGCGUCGACGACGGAGGCAUCCUGGACCCCGACGACCGACUAUCCGACGUAGCCGACGACAGAGAACAGAUCGUGGCCGACUUCGAAGAGAGGCCCUGGCCUCCCGCCCACCACCCGGGAGACGGAACCAGCUCCAGUUCGGCCGGAACAGGCAGUCCCGACAUCUUCCGUUCGGCCGACGAAGACCGUCCCUCCGGAGAUCUUUCCGAUUGCGUCGACGUGCGCCUGGGUCGGCGCCCACCCCUAGGUGUGGCCGGUCUGCGAGUGAGGAGGGGAAGCGAACCCGCCCUCAACCGUCUGUCUCCGCCCGUCCAGGCUCCGGACCGCACCAAGAGGUGGUCGGCCGCCCUCGUGGUCGAAGAUCCUGCCCGCGCCCAGGCCAGGAAAGAGCCUCUGGGAGGAUCUUCGCCCGAAAGAGACCCGGAAGAAGAGGAAGAAGAGAAAAGAGAAGAAGGGGAAGAAGUAUCUGAAGAGGAAGAAUCAUCCGGCUCCUCCGUCCGGGAGGCGCUAAUAGCGCUGAAGAACGAAGCGGGUCCCUUGGGCAUCCACGUGGUUCCCGACUACGACCGAAAUGGAAGGGACUGCGGCUUGUUGGUGCAGGGAAUCGAACCCGGAGGGAGGAUCGACCGCGACGGUAGACUCCGAGUUUCCGACCGCAUUGUGGAGAUCAACGGACGUCGCCUGAGCCGCGUGGGUUUCCGCCAGGCCCAGGACAUCUUCAAGGAGGCUCUGAAGGCUCCCGAGAUCCGCCUGCGCCUGGUCCGAGCGCCCGUCGACCCACACCACCCGGCCGGAAGUCCGUCGCCGGAAGGGGAGAAGUCUUCGGAAGAGAUGGUGGUACGAGCCGAAGAGAGAGGCGAGGCGGAGACAAAAGUUGCCACCGUUACCCCCACCAAGAAGGUGCCGCCCGGCGUGCCUCACAGAAAUCCCAACGCGGCGCUGACGGCCAACACCAGGAAGAUCGGACGGAGGAUCCGCAUCCAACUGACCAAAGGUGUGGCCGGUCUGCGAGUGAGGAGGGGAAGCGAACCCGCCCUCAACCGUCUGUCUCCGCCCGUCCAGGCUCCGGACCGCACCAAGAGGUGGUCGGCCGCCCUCGUGGUCGAAGAUCCUGCCCGCGCCCAGGCCAGGAAAGAGCCUCUGGGAGGAUCUUCGCCCGAAAGAGACCCGGAAGAAGAGGAAGAAGAGAAAAGAGAAGAAGGGGAAGAAGUAUCUGAAGAGGAAGAAUCAUCCGGCUCCUCCGUCCGCCUUCUUGCGCUUGGGNCUACUGGUUUGGGCGUAAGUGUGAAAGGAAAGACUUCUACUGGACAAAAUGGAAGUGUCGAUCUUGGAAUAUUCGUGAAAUCGGUAAUUGAGGGAGGUGCUGCUUUCAAGGAUGGUCGACUGAAGACUGACGACCGACUGAUCGAUAUCGACGGGACGUCGUUACUGGGGAUGUCCAACGGCCGGGCCAUGGAAGCUCUGAGACGGGCCAUCAGCCCCCGGGACGGAGUCUUUCCCCCUUCCAUCACCUUGUCCGUCCGUCGGCGGGUCCGGUCCGCCGCCUCCCAUCCGGCCCGGGCACCGGCUCCCGGCCUUUCCGAUUCCGAUUCUGGCAGCGACUCAGUGGAAAAGAAGCGUAGUGCCGGCCAUCCCUCGGAAGCUGCAGCCACUUUUUUAGGGGAAGGAAGGAAAGACGACAACUUCAGGAAGAAGAGCCGAGACCCAGAGGCGGGAUGGGGUGGAACGGCGGCGGACCCUUCGGGCGGGACAUUGGAAACGCCGUCCGGAGAAACUGUGUUGAUCCAAACCGACGUUCCUGAUUGGUCGUCAAGAGCCAUUUUCUGCCCCUGCCCGGCCGGCGACCCCAAAGUGGAAAAGUCGGAGAAUACCUCAGACGGGCGGUUAUCUUCAGAAGAUACGAGUUUUUGUAGAGAUGGAUUUGGAAGACAGAGUAUUUCUGAAAAACGACAUGCUCAACUUGAUGCAAAAAACACGGACACAUAUCAGAGAAAUAAAAAAGCUCGAGCGGAAAGAGACCGUCACAAAAGCGAUUCCACGGACGUCAUUCAGUCUGAAGAACAGAAGUCCGCUAAAUCUGACUUAGAAGAAAAUAUAGGAAACGCCGAAGGAGAAUUAAAACCUGCUAUUAAUCUGAUGAGAUCUAAUUCUGCCGAUUCUCUCGUGAGCCUAAAGCAAUGUAAUAAUGAAAAAUUUAAAGGCAAAUCUUCUGGGAAGUACCAUAGGAAUCAUAAGUUCUUCUCUUCAUCUUGUUGCUGGAAUUGCCAGUCACCUGGUUGUCCCUAUCAUGCGGUGACACUUAUAAGCGGUGAUGGCAUUAUCAACAAAAAUAGCUUGGUCCAGCUAGGACCGUCCUUAGGAAUGAGAAAAUCCAGCAGUUUAGAAAGUCUUCAAACCAUGGUUCAUGAACUUCAGAAAAGGGAAGAAGUGAAUGAAUCCAUUUCCCAUCCUGCCACCAGAGUGAUUAGGGGCCGUGGCUGCAACGAAAGUUUCCGUGCAGCCGUUGACAGAUCUUAUGAAGCACCGGUUGCAGAAAUGAUGGAAACAUUGGAGGAAGAGAGUGAAAGUGGAAGUUCAAGUUGUCAGGUUGCAAAUGUUCUCAGUCGACCCAAUUUCAUUUCUCAUAAUUCCAGAAUGGCAGAAAACAGUACUGUUCAGGAUGAAAUUAUUGAUCCUUAUCAAAGAAAAGACAUUAAAAUAAGAAAGAAAGGAAUAUUUAAAGGUCUUGGAUCUGUUUUCAAAUUUGGCAAAAACAAAAAGCUUUGUCAAGAGAGUGUUAAAAGAUUAACAAAAGAGGAAUUAGAACAAGAAGCUGAACGACUGAAAGCUAGAUUAGCAGCUAAAGAAGAACAAGAAAAAAUUCAAGAAGAAUACAGAAAACUUUUGGAAAAACAAAGACAACAACAAGAGAAUUAUUUAAAUAAUUCUAAUCCAUCACUACCGACUGUUUCUCAAAAUCGGGAAACAAUUUCAGGUAAUCCGAAUCUAGAUCUUCUUUUUCUUUCUUCGAGUCGUCAAGAAAGAAUGCAACAAUUGAGAGCGCAUCAUCAACGUCGUCAUCAAGAACGACACGGAUUGUAUCCGCAAGACGAACAGGAAGAGUGGUACGAACAAGAAAUCAAAGAGAAGAUUGACAAAAAACAAAUUACAAAGACAAGGAAACCACUUCCUUCUAUUCCUCUACAGCAAAUUAGUCAGAAUUAUAGUUCUCAAAGAAGAGUUUUUCCUAAGAGAUAUGAAACUGAAAUGAUGCAUUCCAGGUCUCAAAGCUUUGAUAUAUAUAGAGAAAUGGAAAGGCCCGGAAGCAGAAUGGGAAUAGCAGCCGAUCCUAACAAAUACAGUCAUUACAUGAACUACAAAGAAAUACAACAACAUCUUCGACAGAUUCAACAGAAUCAAAAUCAGAACGUGACCAGGAAGGAAAGACCCAUUUCCAAUUAUUACGAAUACGAAAGUGCGACGCACCAACAGCCUUCGGUCGAAAGUCAUACCAAUUCGUUACCCAGAAGAAGUCGCAUUCCCAGUUCGCAGUUAUACGGUAAGGCACAAAUCACAUCUCUGUUUCACAAUAGACAAUCGAAACACGAAGAACCACGAAGCGGGCGGAACUACGAUCAGCAGUAUCAGGUCAUACCUCACUUUACAAAUACAACCGAAUCCUCCUGUUCCGAAGAAAAGAAAGAGGCAUCCGGAUCCAAGGUCUGAUCCGCAAUCCAUAUCGAAACGAUAAACUUUUACUAUAAAUCUCAUGUAAAAAGGCGACAGUAGUUAAUUAAUCGGAUGUCCGUAUUUAAUACUAAUCGUUAAUCUGUUGUUUUUGUGCGUAUUACAGAUCCUUAAAAUGUGCCUUGAAAUCCAGAAAAGUUUUUACAGAGAUGUAUUUUUUUAUAAACUGAUAUAUUUUUGAAUGUUUCACUUUUGCACCAUGAUAUUAUAUAUAUAUAUAUAUAUAUAUGAUUGUAUAUAAAACGUUUUGAUGUAUAGAAUAUUCAUUUUCACACAUUCCAUCGAUACCAAGAAAACACCGCGCAGUUUUCUUUUGUAUGUAAUUAAACCGAUUCGAGUCUUGUAUAGAACUGUAUAAUUUGAAAUCGUGAAAUAUGUAAAAUGUAAAUGAAAAUACAUCCCUUUCUACAUUUCAAUGAUUUUUAAUCAAUAAAUAUAAUUGCUGAAAUAUAAAAUUUUUAUUGACUCCAUAAAAUCAUGGAUAUUUUUACGUACCCGGUUGGUAUACGGAGGAAAUUGGAUCUUUUUUUGUUUCUUUCCAAGUUUUACAGUGGGAACCCAAAAAAUGUUUUUAAAAGCCAUUAGAAUUUUUGUCCACGGUUCCAUUCCCGAACAGUGGAGGUCCGUCGUGGGUUCACACCUGGCCAGGAC
Messenger RNA from Centruroides sculpturatus (bark scorpion), 4842 nucleotides. Its product is annotated as partitioning defective 3 homolog. Gene Ontology annotation, molecular function: phosphatidylinositol binding; protein binding. The transcript is spliced from 22 exons. The record is from RefSeq and is a predicted model, not a curated record. Gene Ontology annotation, cellular component: adherens junction; apical junction complex; apical plasma membrane. The coding region runs from base 49 to 4170 and encodes 1373 amino acids. NCBI's taxonomy places the organism in Eukaryota, Metazoa, Arthropoda, Arachnida, Scorpiones, Buthidae. Gene Ontology annotation, biological process: intracellular protein localization; microtubule cytoskeleton organization; cell adhesion.